Messenger RNA from Paramacrobiotus metropolitanus, 4509 nucleotides. RefSeq lists its product as uncharacterized. The transcript is spliced from 9 exons. The record is from RefSeq and is a predicted model, not a curated record. Lineage: Eukaryota; Metazoa; Tardigrada; Eutardigrada; Parachela; Macrobiotidae. Bases 112 to 4377 code for a protein of 1421 amino acids.
CCAAAAAGUUUGGGCAUUCGUUAUCAUAGUGGUCCUAAUCGGCACAACUUUUCGGAAACCCUACCAGACUAUUUUGUCCGUCCAGUGCUCGAUAAACUGCAAGAAGUGGAUAUGUAUCAAAUCAUGCCGGUUUCUCCACAGCAGGAAUAUCCGGUAGCUCAACACGUUUACCAUGAUCUCCCUGUGCAACCAGAAAUGCCGCCUAAGACCGAUGUGAUAACACUUCGCAAACCUGGUAUCCAUCAUGACAACACCACACGUACCGGCAUUCACUACCGUCGCGGUCCAUACCGGCACGACUAUUCGGAAGCCGCGCAACCGAAAUCCGUCAAAACGAACCUUACCGAUGUCAUUCCGUCAUUGGUCAAACCUGGUAAAAAGAGACGUCUACAUUAUGGAGAAGCUUACGCUAAACUGCUUCCAAAAGGAAUCCAGUACGACAACGGCACGCAGCGUUAUAACACUUCGGACACAACGGCGCAAACUGUUAAAGAGGCCGUCGCUUAUACGGAAACUCAGCCAGCUCCGAGCCUACCUUACCAACCCGGACCGGUAGUGCCUGCCAUAUGGCCGGCAAAGUCUUCUAAAAUUGUUCACUACGAUAACGGAUCCAGUGUGGAAGAAGAUUAUACACCGAUCGUUAAAGCGACUCCUUACACGCCGCGCACAGCUGACUACUUCUCCUAUAUGACCGGAUCCCCACAAGGCAAAGGAAUCAGAUUUGAUGACAAGAAAGGAAUUAAAUACGAUUCUGGACGAUACCGGACAAAUUACUCCGAAGCCGAUGUGUUUGUGUCACCCUACACCCUUCCCGCACAGUUCAUCCCGACCGUGUCUCAGCAAAAACGGGAUGGAUCUGCCGAUCAGAUGUUCUUCCCGGUCACACGACCGUAUGUUCCGCAAGUGCAUUUCGAGAAUGAGACAUCAGUUGACGAGGUCACACCGGCAACACGAACCACAAUCAGUUAUGGUACGUCGCGAAGAAUGAGGUACGAUGAUAAAGAUCGACCGAAUGAGGAUUUGAGUGAGCCGUCAGCAGCAACUACUAUUCAACGAACUGUGCCACCCAGUUUCAUUCCCAAAGUGCGCUACAAUUACACCUCAAUGAUCAACGAAACACGGGAGUCCGUCUAUCCACAAGUAAAGCCCGGGAUCCGAUUCGAUAAUUAUUCCAAAGUGGAAGAAGAAGAACGAGAUGAUCGCGCUUCAACCUUAAUCGUUCCACUGAUUGCCACAAAACAAGGGUCAUUGAGAAAGGUGCGCUUUAACGGUACCACAGGAAUCACCAAGAUGUUGAGCGGAAAGCGUUAUCAGAAUAAGGCAGACAGAACAGCGGUAUACUCCGAAGCGACAGCCCCUAACCGACGUCAUCAGCGCCUGAAAUACGACAAUAUCAGUACUCCAGAAAUGCGGAUUGUCCAGAAACCGCAGCAGCUCAUCAAACCCGUUCAUUUCGAUAACGAAACAUCAGAGGACAAGGAUAUCGUCACAUAUACUAAAGUUCCUACUUCGGCACUUCGCGGUCUGCACUACAAUUCCUCCGACCCGCAAGAUGCGUAUGGCAUCACCACGCUGGGCGUUGAAAGCUCUCAGAUAGCUCCGAUCGUCGUUCGAAAGUUCCGUCAAAACGACACAACCAGCGUCGACAAAUCAGCGCAGAUUAAGUUUAGACUCAAGUACAACGAAACGACCAUGGAUGACCAGGACAUACCAGAAUCCACUCGCUCGGUUUAUCAACCGCGACAGAAGCUGAUGUCCAUUCGGAUGCGAUACGAGAACGAUUCGGCGGAUGUAUCAGAUGUCGAACCGAUCCGGUUGGUUCGUUUGACAACACAAGCCAAUCAGACACUGGGCCAAGCAUCGCCCACUUGGAUCUUCCUCAACGGUACUAUUCCCGGUAAUCUGCGAAGUGUCGGGGCACCUGUGACCUUUGUGGAGAAACCUAUGGGACGUCCAAAGAUCUUACCGGUUCGCCUAAAAGAAAACGUCUCCGAAGUCGAUAAUCAUUACGAAGAACGACAGUUACUACAAAGCUCAUACCAGAAUACCAGUCAAUCUGACACAGCUUAUAACGCCGGUACCAGACUGAAUUAUGACAAUGCCACUGGAAUCGACCGACUCAAAUACGAGGAGUACGAGUCUACAACAGUAAUGAAGGUUUUGAUGCCAUCAACGUCUACCAUGAUGUCGGUGGGGAUGGAUAACUCUACCCGUGGAAUCCAUUUUGGUUCCGACUACAUCGAUGAAGAAGAGCCGCGAAUAGUGUAUCAACAGAUAGUACAGCCGACGAUGGCUGUCAAAGGUCAGCCUGGCAUAGGAAUUGAAGAUUUGGACCUUGGGGAUGAUGCCAUGGAAGAACCGUACAUGAAGCAAUAUUUCGUGCCAAUGCCUUCGCAACCGGUUCUGCCCGCUCCUUCGCAAGCGCCUCCUCAGCCCAUGCCCCAAAUCGAAAUGGAACCAUUACAUCACGAAAGCAUUCAGCUGAAACACGUUGAGAAGGAUCCAGCCUACACCGGGUACGUGCCGCCAUCCGAAGCCCCAGUGCACCCAACCCCGGUGGCGGACGUCUAUCCAUCUCCUACCAUUGCCGACAUCUCUCUUCCUGUGGUUCCGGUAUCACCAGUGCAAGGUUACAAACCCGAGAUGCCGUUACGAAACCUUCUUGGCUGGGAGCGCAGCGCAUCAGGGCGAUCUUUCGUCCGGCGGUAUAACGGAAGCACCAUCGAUGAACUGUAUGCGCAGCCAACAGUACAGAUGCGUCCAUCGGCACCGGUAUCACAAAUGGUGCCGCAGCCAAUGCAGUAUUUAACGGGCUGGGAAAGGGCAGCAGCCAAUCAAGCCUUUGAUGAGCGUUACAAUACAACUGCCAUGCCUGGUCCUGAUGCUGCAGUACAGUUGCACCCAUCGGCUCCGGUUCAACCAAUUUUACCACAGCCAGUGUGGCAUUUAACGGGCUGGGAAAGAGCGGUCGCCAAUCAAGUAUUCGAUGAGCGUUACAAUACCACCGUCUUGCCUGUUUCUAAAGGCCAAUUCCCCGGUUCGAUUGCGAUUCCCCAGCAUUAUAACAGUACCACCAUCUACCAACCGCCUGCAGUAUCGGCUCCGAUUCAACCAAUGGUGCCGCAGUCAGUGCAGUAUUUGACCGGCUGGGAAAGGGCGGCAGCUAAUCAAGCAUUUGAUGAGCGUUACAAUGCAACCGCCCUGCGUGGUCCUGAUGCUACAGUCCAACUGCGCCCCUCGACUCCGCUUCAGCCAAUGGUGCCACAGCCAAUACGGUAUUUGACCGGUUGGGAAAGAGCGGCCGCCAACCAAGUAUUCGAUGAGCGUUACAAUACAACCGUCUUGCCUGUUUCUGAAGGCCAGUUCCCCGGUUCGAUUGCGAUUCCCCAGCAAUAUAACAGAACCACCAUCUAUCAACCGCCUACAGUAUCGGCUCCGAUUCAACCAAUGGUGCCGCAGUCAGUGCAGUAUUUGACCGGCUGGGAAAGGGCGGCAGCUAAUCAAGCAUUUGAUGAGCGUUACAAUGCAACCGCCCUGCGUGGUCCUGAUGGCCACUUACCCGGUGCAGUCAUAAUUCCUCGGCAUUAUGACGGCACUAUACAUGACGUGCAGCCUACAGUAUCGGUUCCGGUACCACCAGUGAUGCCGCAGCCAGUACAAUAUUUAACUGGCUGGGAAAGAGCUGCACCCAAUCAGGCUUAUGAUGAGCGUUACAAUACAACCGCCUUGCCUAUUUCUGAUGGCCAUUCCCCCGGUAUGAUCACAAUUCCCCAUCAUUAUAACAGAAGCGUCUUUGGACCGGACGCACAGCCUGCAGUACAGCUGCGUCCUUUGGCUCCGGAGCGUGGAACAGCACCACAGCCUAUGCCAUCUUUAACUGGCUGGGAAAGAGCGGCAGCCAAUCAAGCCUUUGAUGAGCGAUACAACGCAAGCGCCUUGCCCCUUCCUGACCGCCAGUUCCCUGGUUUUGUCGCACCCGUGAUGAAUGUCGUGCCUCUGGUUCCUUCGAAAACACCAUUCGCUGGUCGACUGGACGCUGGCUGGGACACGGACCAUCCAAUGUUCCCCGAACGAUACAACUUAACCAUAGACGAUUAUUCCGACAUAUCGGUAGUGCCGGCAUUCAGUGUUCCAGUUCCGGCAAGUCAAACAAGCUACCAGCCAAGGUUCAACGGAUCACUGAGUGAGAUUCCCAUUUACCAGAUCCCGGUGGACACAGAAGUACAGCGACAUACAGUCGAUGUUGCAGCAGUUCCCGAUGUUGUUCAGCCUGAGCCGGUCGAACUGCGUUCUCCAAGCAACGUCGCGGACAGACCCCCGAACAGCCAGUCGGCUAUCCAUCAAUGCCUCGACCACAGUCCACUCCAGUCUGGUUAAUGGCAGGGCCGGCUUCCGGGCGCAGCCCACCUCUGCCAAGGCUACGCUUAGCUCCUCUCCCUUCCGCCGGGCGACGCGAUGAGUACACGGAUUCGGCGCGCGCAUUCAAGAAACGCCACAAUGAAUCGCUCA